Stylophora pistillata is the source of this 2323-nucleotide messenger RNA. Its product is annotated as ras-related protein Rab-4B. Gene Ontology annotation, biological process: Rab protein signal transduction. Gene Ontology annotation, molecular function: GTP binding; GTPase activity. NCBI's taxonomy places the organism in Eukaryota, Metazoa, Cnidaria, Anthozoa, Scleractinia, Pocilloporidae. The record is from RefSeq and is a predicted model, not a curated record.
UGUAGAAUCCUGGGAGAUUAUCAACUUGGCGGACAUUUUGUGAUGAACAGUUCCUUCAACUCGUAAAUUUUUCGUUUUCAAGCAGCUGGAAACAUGUCAGAGAACUAUGAUUUCCUAUUUAAGUUUUUGGUGAUCGGCAGCGCUGGAACAGGAAAGUCAUGCAUUCUGCAUCAAUUUAUAGAAGGGAAAUUUAAACAAGACUCCAGCCAUACUAUUGGUGUGGAAUUCGGCUCCAAGGUCGUCAAUGUUGGUGGCAAGUCUGUUAACUUGCAAAUUUGGGAUACAGCUGGACAGGAGAGAUUCAGGUCUGUGACAAGGAGUUACUACAGAGGGGCAGCAGGAGCUCUUCUGGUUUAUGACAUUUCAAGCCGUGAAACCUACAACUCCCUCACCAACUGGUUGACAGAUGCCAGAACCCUUGCCAGUCCAAACAUUGUCAUUAUUCUCAUUGGAAACAAGAAAGAUCUGGAUAGUGACAGAGAAGUCACAUUUCUGGAAGCCAGCAGAUUUGCACAAGAGAAUGAGUUAAUGUUCCUGGAGACAAGUGCUCUUACAGGAGAAAAUGUUGAUGAGGCCUUUUUAAAGUGCUCAAGAACCAUCCUAAGUAAAAUUGAAACUGGUGAACUGGACCCGGACAGGAUGGGGUCGGGAAUUCAGUACGGAGAUCCAUCACUCCGAAGAUCUAUACGGCCUGGAAGACAGGAAGAACGGCAGAAAUGUGCAUGCUAAUCUCAGUCUCAACCCAAUCUUACCACAAUAGUAAAAAGACUUUGUUGUGCUUGGAUAUUUAGUUGAACAGAAAACUUUUGUGAUUUACUAAAAGUGAUGUAUGAUAGACUUGUAAUUGCUGUGGGUGUGCACAUCUAGGGGGCCAUUGUCUUUAAAAGCUUGAUAAAUAAUCCUGCAUGGUGAAUACAACUUAACUUACAACAAACAUGAUAUUGAACAAUCCUUUGCUCUUGAGUAAAGAUGGUUUAGUGAUUCCUUGUAAACUUUUUGUAGAACAAUGUCAAUACAGCCCCAGCUGCCAAUAAGUUUUAGAGUCACAGUAGAUCUACAUUUACUGGGACUGGUGCCACCAGGUCAAUGAAAACCAGUCUGAGGAACUGAAACAAACGAUUCGGACAUUUUUAGAUGCAACUAAUCAAAUGGACAUCAAUGCGCUGACUAGUGAUGUUUGCUUGACUGUUAUGUGAUCUCGUUUGUCUUUCAUUGUAGCCUGCAGGGUGCAAGAGUUUAUACUGAAGAACAUGCUGUAAUCAGUUGCUACUCGGCAUUGGCUGAACAACACAAUAAGUUCAUGCAGAGUUUAAAUUGUUGCAUACAAACCCUUUAUUCUCUAAUAUCACUAAUCAUAUUCCUCAUACUGUUCUCUGGAGGUUUUAAAGAGAAUUUGUUUAGCAAUCAUAGGCUUUUUUUGCUGACAAUCAUUUCAUUAAGUCUUGGUUAAUUGUAUGUUUGAUUCAGGGGUAUUAGGAAUACUCUAAGAAGUAAUUGGAUACCAGUCACUUGUAGGGGUUUAAGUAAGAUCAAAAGCCUGUAAAUUAGCCUUUUUGUUUUCUGAUUGUCUGAGUGAUCUUAGCCUGGUUUUGGUACAUGCACUGCAAAAUUGACAUUUAGAGAACUUUUCAAGUGUCUUUGUUACAAAUGUUUGGAAGUUUUUAAAGUUUUCAUCAAUUAUUAGCCUGAACAAGAAAUCAAACAAUGCUUGUUUGUCACACCUCAGACAUAUUCACUUGACAUUCUUAAAUAGGUUACUGUUUUUGAUUUUUUCAAGGAUCGUCUCAUAGUUUUGCAAGACUUGUCAAGCUGUUUCAGCCUUGAUUGUUAAAUUGUCAAUGUCAUGCUACACUGUGUACUAUUUAUUCAAAUAGGACUUCAUUUUUUAAACAUUUUAGUCUGUGUAGUGACUUUCUAAUUUAGAAACAAUGUGGAGAGAAAAAAUUAAUAAUUGCCAUCAUAAGGAUGUACCUGAUUUGGUGUGAACAUGGGUCAAAUUCUUCAGUCAAAUUUGGCUUUGCUAAAUAUGCUACCACUAAUUAUUAUUUUGUUGUUAAUUUUCUUGCACCAAAAUAAGGGGUAGUAUAUAAGACUUUGUUUGAUUUUAGUGCCUCUUUCCUUUUUUCUUUUUGUUGGGAACUCAAGACACAUUUACACCAGUUACAGUUACAGACUGUGAUAGAGAAGGAAAAAAAACAUUGUUAUGUACAUUGGUAAGGUCCUUGUAAAAGUAUUUCGGUUAUAGCUAACACAGUGACCACAGAAUUUAUAAAAAUUAGUGGAGACCAGAAUGAAAUACAUAAAAUAAAGAAAACUUCCUUCA